CACAUGGCUACACUGCAGGUGCAUCGAUCAGUGGUACAAGAGUAUUCGAUAUUGUACUCUUCCCGGUUGAAACAAAAGAGUAAGAAUUGGCAGGAUGGUAUUCUUAAGUUUUAUCAUUUUAAUAAUCGAAUAGAUAUUCAUAAUGGAGAAGGACAUCUAAUAGCAUCUGAUUUCUUCCCACCAUCAAGAUUACCUUCUAGAAUCGAGACAGAAUACUUGAAAGAGGGGAACGAGUUCAAACUCCCCAAUGGGAACAUUCUUAUUGAAAUGGACGAAAAAUUAGAAUGUUAUGAACGAGAUGUUUCAAAUAUGUUCAAAAGGACAGACGCAACCCCGAAUCCGGAAGUAAAGAUAAAAUACGAAAACGAUACACCAAUUAAUACCAUGAGGAAAUUAAAUGAUGGGAGUAGAUUAAAGGGUACUGUUGAGAAAGAAAAUCGUUCAUUACAAGAGUUAACCAGCAGUCAAAUCAAAAGAAGACCUAUAGGAUUACAACGAAAGAAAUUACAUAGAGUGAAUGUAAAUACCCCUCCUUCACCAAUUAUAGAAAUUUCUAAUAAUAAUACCAAACAAUUAGAGAACAACUCAAUCGUUAAAGUUUCCCCGAUUGAACCAAAAAUAGAAGCGCAAGAUGAAGUUAUUCGAAUCCCCGCCAAAUCUUCAACACAUUUUAAAUACCUUUGUAAGAAUCCACUUCAACUCCCAAUGCAGGACUUUGGGAGCUGUGUAGUUGGUGGAUCAAGAUCGAUGAGUAUGGAUUUUAAAGGAGAAGACGAACCAGUAGUGGCGACACAACACGAACUUUACGAGGAUGUAAGUGACGAAGAGCCAAUUGCCGAUAAAAACACCGUCAUUACGGCAGUUGAACGGUCGACUAUUCCAUACGGAUCGGAGUUGCAAGGUAUGCGGAGUCUGCAGAUGCAAUGUACCAACCAGAAUGCCGUAAAACAAGAGGUGCUGGUGGUGAAAGAGGGUCCACUGAAACAAUGUAAAGUCAACGAAUUAAACAAUGCAGAUAUUAUUUAUGACCUCUCAGACAUGGAGGAGGAUAUGCAGUUUGCAGAAAUGGUUGGAAAUAUUACCACAUUUGCAAACCCUUGACGCAGUACCCUUUUGUGCGAUUGGCGGAUCGUGCCGAGCCUUUAUUUUUAAACUUUCCGCCUUAAAAGCUUGUAGGCGGCGUUUCACAAUUGUUGGCAAUUGGACGGUUCGUCCUUAUCUCAUAUCAUUUGCUCACUCUUCAACGAAUAUGAUGGUGUUUGUGCGAAGCCCUGGGGAAUUUAUUUUCCUGGAUUACGAACUCAAAUUCUGGGUUCGUGAUGUUCUUCAAUCUGACCCAAACCUUAUUUCCAAUAAUUUCCCCUUUUCACAAUGAAGCCUCGGUUGCUUUCAUGUACUACGAGAUCGACUCAUCGCACGAUUUUUUUUUUAAAGUUUACUCGUGCCUAGGAGUUGCAGCUUGUCUACAUAUAUGUGACCAUGUUGCUUUCAAUCUAUAUAUAGGAUGUCUACAUUGAGAAGGUUUAAUUUGCACCUCGGUACACCUAGAUUCACGUUACAUUUAUUUUUUGAUAGGAAUUUAAACUAUGAAUUGUGAGUUAUUUUUUUGUGGCAGCCUGUUCACGAUACACCAUGAUUGGCACAGCAUUUGACGUGAAGAUUUUGAUUACCGGGAACGAAGAAAGAAGCCCAUUCAAGGCAGCCAAGGCAGGACGAUUGGACUCACGAGCAAGAAAUGCUUGAGCUGGGAGUUCUGUGUAGUCGGUAGAAUUGGAAGACAUUUGAUUGGGAGGAAGAGAGUAAGAGAAAAGUUUAAGUGAUAAAUGACUACAUGCUCACUCUUUAUACAAUUUGUGUUGAACACAAAUGGUAAAGUACAAAGAGGGGAGAUAGUACAAGAAGAAUAAAAUGAUGGUAGAAGAAGUACAAGUAGAUAAAUAUAAUUGGCAAUCAGCUUUUGAUAAAUCAUAUAACUUUCUAAACUAUCC
Molecule: messenger RNA, 1988 nt
Organism: [Candida] anglica
Lineage: Eukaryota; Fungi; Ascomycota; Pichiomycetes; Serinales; Debaryomycetaceae
Source: the annotation of a GenBank genome assembly